Molecule: messenger RNA, 5377 nt
Organism: Brienomyrus brachyistius
Lineage: Eukaryota; Metazoa; Chordata; Actinopteri; Osteoglossiformes; Mormyridae
Product: kinesin heavy chain
Exons: 26
Coding region: 429-3311 (960 amino acids)
Biological process (GO): microtubule-based movement
Molecular function (GO): microtubule motor activity; ATP binding; microtubule binding
Source: RefSeq, a predicted model, not a curated record
UCGGUGUUCAUCGCAGUGUGAUGUCAUACUGCAUGAUCCUGAGUCCUUGGGAGACGCUUUAGGUAGAGCCGGCCGGGGAGGGUCUGCUGGGUGCUGAUGCGGGAUGCUGAAGCGCGCAGGAGGAUGCGGAUUUUAAACUUUGGACUACUCGUCGCCCGUCUGCUCGGCAUUUACAAUCAUUAACACUGUGCAACAUUUGACGCCUUUCUGCUACAUUUUAUCCGUAGAACGCAUGGUUUUUAGGAAAGGCGUGCAUGCAGCAGUCCUGAUUUUUGCGGAUAAUUGGAAUGGGCGGCUGCAGCUGAUUCUAAUGCGAAGUGCAAUGGUGCGCCUGGGGUAAUCUGCCAGCUUUCGGAAACCUACAGUUUUCUGAAUCCGUUUGGAGAAUUUUUCCCUGGUGAUUUUUUCGGCCGUGGGCGCAGAUAGAGAUGGCGGACGUAGCCGAGUGCGGCGUCAAAGUGAUGUGUCGAUUCAGGCCACUGAAUGAAGCUGAGAUCACAAGAGGAGAUAAAUAUAUUCCGAAAUUCAAGGGCGACGACACAGUGGUGAUAACGGGCAAGCCCUACGUCUUUGACCGGGUGCUGCCACCCAACACCGCCCAGGAUCAGGUCUACGACACCUGUGCCAAGCAGAUAGUGAAAGAUGUGCUUGGAGGAUAUAAUGGCACCAUUUUUGCCUACGGUCAGACGUCAUCAGGGAAGACCCACACCAUGGAGGGCAAGCUCCACGACUCCCAGCUGAUGGGCAUCAUCCCCCGCAUCGCACAUGACAUCUUUGACCAUAUCUACUCCAUGGAUGAGAACCUGGAGUUCCACAUCAAGGUCUCCUACUUUGAAAUCUACCUGGACAAAAUACGAGACCUAUUAGAUGUUUCGAAGACCAACCUGGCUGUUCAUGAGGAUAAGAACAGGGUGCCGUACGUUAAGGGCUGUACGGAGCGCUUUGUGUCCAGCCCGGAGGAGGUGAUGGAUGUCAUUGAUGAAGGCAAAGCCAAUCGGCACGUUGCUGUCACAAACAUGAAUGAGCACAGCUCCCGCAGUCACAGUAUCUUCCUGAUCAACAUCAAGCAGGAGAACGUGGAGACUGAGAAGAAGCUGUCAGGGAAGCUAUACUUGGUGGACCUCGCGGGCAGCGAGAAGGUGAGCAAAACUGGAGCAGAGGGAGCGGUUUUGGACGAGGCAAAAAAUAUCAACAAAUCACUGUCGGCCCUGGGGAACGUCAUCUCCGCCCUGGCUGAGGGAACCAAGACGCAUGUCCCGUACAGGGACAGCAAGAUGACGCGCAUCCUGCAGGACUCCCUGGGUGGGAACUGCCGGACCACCAUCAUCAUCUGCUGCUCGCCGUCCGUCUUCAACGAGGCUGAGACCAAGUCUACGCUCAUGUUCGGCCAACGUGCCAAGACGAUCAAGAACACAGUGUCGGUGAACCUGGAGCUGACUGCUGAGGAGUGGAAGAGGAAGUACGAGAAGGAGAAGGACAGGACCCGGAACCUGAAACUCAUGGUGCAGCGGCUCGAGAUGGAGCUGAGCCGCUGGAGGAAUGGAGAGGCCGUGCCUGAGGACGAGCAGCUGAAUGCCAAGGACCAGAAAAACCUGGAGCCCUGUGACAACACUCCCAUCAUCGACAACUUGGCCCCGCCCAUCAGCCUGCUGUCCGCCGAGGAGAAGAGCAAGUAUGAGGAAGACGUCAGGAACCUGUACAAGCAGCUGGAUGAUAAGGACGACGAGAUCAACCAGCAGAGUCAGCUGGCUGAGAAGCUGAAACAGCAGAUGCUGGACCAGGAGGAGCUGCUGGCGUCGACGCGGCGUGACUAUGAGAAAAUCCAGGAGGAGCUUUCGCGGCUGCAGAUGGAGAACGAGGCGGCGAAGGAAGAAGUGAAAGAGGUGCUGCAGGCCCUGGAGGAGCUGGCGGUGAACUACGACCAGAAGAGCCAGGAGGUGGAGGACAAGACACGCGCCAACGAGCAACUGGCAGAGGAGCUGGCACAGAAGACGGCGAGUCUGCAGACUGCCCAGCGGGAGCUGACCCAGCUUCAGGAGCUGAACAGUCACCAGAAGAAGCGGGCGGCUGAGAUCCUGGGCCUGCUCAUGAAGGACCUGAGCGAGAUUGGGGGUAUCAUCGGCACCAAUGACAUCAAAGCGGUGGCAGAGGCUAAUGGUGUGAUUGAGGAGGAAUUCACAGUGGCCCGUCUCUACAUCAGCAAGAUGAAGUCAGAAGUAAAGUCGCUGGUGAACCGCGGCAAGCAGCUGGAGACUGCCCAGGCCGACACCAACCGCAAGAUUCAGGCCAAUGAGAAGGAGCUGGCCGCCUGUCAGCUGCUCAUCUCCCAGCACCAGGCCAAGAUCCGCUCCCUGACGGACUACAUGCAGAAUGUGGAGCAGAAGAGGCGUCAGCUAGAGGAGAGCCAGGAUGCGCUGACGGAGGAGCUGGCUAAGCUGCACGCGCAGGGUGAGGCCCCCCCACCGCAGAGGAUGCACGAGGUCUCAGUGAGGGACAAGGAGAAGGAGCAUGUGAGCCGCAUGCAGGACGCUGCCGAGAUUAAGAGGGCACUGGAGGAACAGAUGGAGAGCCACCGUGAGGCCCACCAGAAGCAGCUGAGCCGACUGCGUGACGAGAUCGAGGAAAAGCAGCGGAUGCUGGACGAACUGAAGGACUUAAACCAGGGGCUGCAGCUGGAGCAGACCAAACUGAAGACCGACUAUGAGAAGCUCAAGGCUGAGGAGCAGGAGAAGGACGUCGAGCUGAAGGACCUCAUCUUGUUCAACGAGAAGAAGGAACAGGCCACCCAAGACCUCCGAGGCCUCGAGGAGACGGUGGCCCGGGAGCUGCAGACCCUCCACAACCUGCGUCGGCUCUUUGUCCAGGACCUUACGACCCGCGUGAAGAAGAGCUCUGAGCUGGACUGUGAUGAUGCUGGUGGCAGUGCUGCCCAGAAGCAGAAGAUCUCUUUCCUGGAGAACAACCUGGAGCAGCUGACCAAGGUCCACAAGCAGCUGGUGCGUGACAACGCAGACCUGCGGUGCGAGCUGCCCAAGCUGGAGAAGCGUCUGCGCGCCACAGCCGAGCGCGUCAAGGCGCUGGAGUCAGCGCUGAAGGAGGCCAAGGAGAACGCGGCGCGCGACCGCAAGCGCUACCAGCAGGAGGUGGAGCGCAUCAAGGAGGCCGUGCGCGCCAAGAACAUGGCCAGGAGGGGGCACUCCGCGCAGAUCGCCAAGCCCAUCCGCCCGGGACAACACCCAGCCUCCAGCCAGGUGAUCAACAACGCCAUCCGCGGGGGUGGAGGAGGGCUGUGCUGCCACAACAAGAAGUAGGCGAGAGGACAGGUACAGCAGUUUGUGUACAGAUGCCCCCCCCGGCUCCCCCACAAUUCCAUUUGAUCUCUGCACCUGCCUGAGACACUUCACCUCUCCCUCCUCAUCUGGAAGCUUCCUUUCACCACAGUCGUUCUUCAGAACCCUGCCAUCCCCUAACCCCAAUAUGGCCUGACGCACUCUAGGUAUCUUCUCCAUGGAGAGCUGGAUGCCCCCCCCCUUCUUUAUUUUUUCCCCCUCCUCUCUCUCCUCCAUCCUUCCUGAUGGAGCAGCAUUGCGUGAUGCCUUGACAUAACUGUUCAUUCGCUGUUUCUGUCAGUGACUCCAUGAUUUGUGUUUUGAAUUUGCUGGUGGAGGAUCAUGCUGACCUUCGAAUUAAAUGGUAUCUAGAAUAUCCGAUCGAAGUGAAUUGAUCCCUUCGAUAUUUGUGCAGGAUAACCUUCCGCCGGCCUCGUUUGACAUGAUUAUUAUGGUUUGUCAGGAAGUGCACCAGGCGGCGAUGUUAGCAUUUUGGGGAGACAUGCAGGUCUCGUUUUCAGUGCACCUGCCCACUUUGAGUAAGAGAUGAAGUGAUUCAGCGCUGGUAGAGAGAAACUGAAAGUCUGGGCUCAGUGGCCCCCCCUCACUGUAAGCAGGCUUGUUGUUUGCCAUUGAACAUGCUUGUCGCUUUGAGGGGGGUGACCUUAUUCUGUGGUUUGCACUUUAUUUCUCACUGGAUUUAUUUUUUCCAUUCAUUAGAACAUCUCUGUUACUGUGAUUAAUUUAAUAAAGAUUUUGUAUUUUUCUAUUUUGUUCAUCUUUUGCUCUCAGUUUUCCUUCUUUAUUUUUAUCUUCACACCACAAUGUCUGACCCCAGAGUGCCCGCCCUCAGGAACUGACUUGCAGAAAUAUUCCCCUGUAAUGAUUUUGGGGGGCAGGAUAUCCAAGGGGGGGAGUUUGUGACACCUGAGCCCCUGGAAUCUGAGUUCUGUGUCUCUGAGUUCAGCCCGACUGCAGUGAUGCUGAUUAACCACUCAGUCCAUCCUGCAGCCACAGUGUGGGCUGACUGACACUGCCGCCUGCUUUAACCCUCACCAUGUAGCCGCUUUAUACAGCUGAUUAGCUGGAGAGGCGUAGCUUGAAUGGUCCGGAAAGAUGUGGCUACGAAUCCCCGGGAAUCUCCAUCUAGGAAGCCUGCGUCCUGUAUCCACUUUAUUCAGCUUCAAUUAACUCCAAGCUGCAGAAUGCUAGCAGGACUCUUUCUAGGCAAGUCAGGUUUCAUUUUCCACUGAGACCUUCAUGCCGUAAACCAGGCACCUGACUUUCCCUACGAUUUCCGUCUUACGAUAUUUUUAUUCACGGCCUAAAACGUCAGGGUAUGUAAAUCAAAUCACUGUUAUGAGCUUAACGUGGGUCUUUCUAAAACUCUUGUUUCUGUUAACGUCUGGCUGAUGUUUCCCCCGAACCUCCAUUGUGGAGAGUGCUUCCCCUAACACGUUUGCGACUCAGAGGUGAUUUUUGAACGAUCACAGUCGAUCAUGUUUUACUGUUUGUCCGUCAUCAGUUCAGUCAUUUCCUCCUGCUGAAAUCGCAGCCUUGAAUGAUGUAAAAUGUAAAUCAAAACCAUGACGCUGUAGAAAAUCAUCAUUUCUGAAUUGUACAGUUUUUGUUUCACCCGGUGUUUGUUUAUGUUGUAAUUUUGUUGACAAAUUGCUCAACAGGAAAGAUUUGUUUUAACAUUUUUUGUUCAUACUUGCACUAAUUUAAAAUAUAUAUAUAUGUAUUUCUUUUGUAUAAAAAUUUGCUAUUUUAGAGAAUUUAAGGAUAGGUUAAUGUAACGGAUUUUGCCAGGCUGAUAGAUGAAGGUAUUAAAUUAGUACAGUAACUGUACCUCACAGGUUUGUCAUUGCACGACUAUAUAAAGUUUAAUCCUACUUUGUCCCUCAUUGAUUAUCGCUUUAAUGUGCAUCGCUUGCUGCAAGACGUGUCGUUUUCCCGUUACCCAUUAAAAACACUGGCAGAUUUCGUGAAUACAUGAUGUAAAUGAUCACGAUGAAAUGAAUAAAUAAACCGCUAAACUUUUAUCA